UUGCUAGAAAAUAAUAUUUUUUGUAGGUCUUUUAUUUUUGUCAAUGUUGUAAUACUUCGGCAAAUAGGAACMGACYGCACAUUGAAGGCACRCAAUAUUUCGACAGUAUAUCCGUCACAAUGGAUUGCAAUCUAGGCAGCGAAAUUGGUCAGAAGAUGCGCAGUGCCGUAAAGGCGAAAUUACUCGAAUUGGGCACCGGUGGCUCUGCCGGCUUCAUUGACGACGAACUGCCAGAUUAUGUGAUGGUAAUGGUAGCGAACAAACGCACCAAACAGCAAAUGAAUGCCGAGCUAAAUCUAUUCCUCGGUGAUCAAACGGAUCUCUUUGUUACUUGGCUACAYGAAGUUCUUCAGAAGCUGCAGGAAGUCACGUUGCCAGCCCCGACUUCUAGCAGCAAAAAACGUAAGUCCCGUCAAGCAGAAGUGCCCAAGGCAAAGGACAAAGACAAAGAUAAGGACAAGGAGAAGGAUAAAAGAGCCAAAGACAAAAGAGAAAAAAGGKCACAUCGAAAAUCGGGAGAUGAGCUGCUUCAUACAACGGGCGAAGUUACGUCAAGAACUGACUCCAUGCCACCAAUUAGUUCCAUAACGGAUGUUUUUGCCGAGGAACUCCUAGAAAAAGCCAAAAAGACGCUCGAUAUCGAUGGCGCCCUGAAGGACGAGCUAUUGCUCAAAAAGAAAAAACGGAAAACUGUCGAAGACGAUGAGCAACCACAGCCUCAGCCACAGCCACAGACAAGAGAUCUACAGCCGACAUCAAAAGACUUUGAUUUACCCACAAUGUCGGAGAUAAGUUCAACUACCACAAGCGGCAAUCGGGAGAAGGAUAUAGCCGAAUUGGCUGAAAUACAACGAAAAAUUUACGCGGCAAAGCAGCAACUGCGUCAAAUUGGUGAGCUAGACGAUGAAACUGACGAAGAGGAACCCCAGCCGCCUGUCGACUAUACACCAAGUUUAAACGAGCCGAAGAAAGCUGUUGUCAACAACACGGCUCCAGUUACAGAAGAAGUCAACUCAUACUCGGGCAACUCAAGCACUCGCAGACCAAAGAGUCCCAUUGUGUUCAACAGGACGUCCGAGCAGGUGGUAGCUAGAGAAAAACCAAAAGCCCAAACUGAAGUAGAAGCACAGCAAAAGUCGAAGGACGAACACUUAGAGCGUCGCUCGGUGCACGAGCGAUUGGGUUGUAAACCCCACGCGCCACAAUCGCCACAGCUCUCGGAUCGUCCACAGCGAGCACAAAAAGAGGUAAAACUUUACGUUCCGGCCCAUCGGCGACGUAGUGAGCAAGAGCCAGAGGAAAGUAAGAAAUUAGAUCGUAGCAGAGAGCGCAGGGAACGUAACGAAGGUCAGACAGCCCAUCGGCGAGAUAGGGAGCGCGAAACCCUACACCGGCGACGAUCACCCAGUCGAAGUCCAAAGAGCAACAACUAUAAACAUCGAAUUGGUUCACGUGUUAUUGUGGCAGUUAAUAAGCCGCCGGAGCCAUCCGAUGAUGAGGACUUGCUGGAGAAGCCCGUUAAUUCGGUUAUCAAGAUCAAGCCACGACCACAUGUCUCUCCACGUCGCCAGGCUUGUAAGAAUCUGCUCUUGCGAGCUGUUGCCGAUGCCCAACGAUCGACAAUUUUGGCCAAAACAACGACCACUUCCAGUGGGUCCAAGCAUCGAGGCAACGAGGAUGAGCCAGAGAUCAUCAGCUCAACGCUGGGUAAGCGGCGCUCAAUUGAUUCAGCAGGAGACAGGCCUGGACGAGAGCUGUUCCGACGCAGCAGGAGAGAGCUAGUGGUAAAUGUGCUGCACAGAGAUCGCAAGCGGAUGCGUCCGUCAGUUGAGCCCCACUCGGAGGUCAAUGUGGCUGCAAAAGACGAUGUCGAGGAGGAGGAGUAUGUGCCUAGCUUGGGUGUUGGCGAAUAUGAGGCAUAUGUGCCGCAGCUAGUUCACAACACAAAGGAAUCGGACAUCGAUAUUGACAUGCAUGUGGAAAAAGAAGCGGUCAGCGUUGGGUGCUCAUCCGCCGCCUUGCCUAAAACUCAGUUUGUAGUGACGCUGAAUGGUGAUAAAUCUCUAGGAAACGCUGCCGCUGCAGCCUAUCGAAAGCGUCCACGCAAACGUACGCCCUCGCCCCAGGUGUCGUCGACCAGUUCGACAACACUGCAGUUAGCGAGCGUUGAGCCAACCUCAACGAUCUGCACUGCGACUUCCUCAACAAAUAGCAAUAAUAGACAGAACAAGGCAAAGCGAGCUCGCAGCAAUUCGCGGUCAUCGCCUUCCACUUCGAGCAAUACGCCGCCGCCAAAGCCAUCGCGAAGCCUGCGUCGGAGUGAGGUGCUGCGACAAACGCAGGAAAUCAAAAAGAUCAUCAUCAAGAACGACGCCGAUGAUGAUGACGAYGACGAGCAGAUGCCUGCAUCUCCGCGAAAACGUUCAUCUAGCAAACGGCUAAGCAGCACCUCCAACCAGGCCGCCCCCUCAUCRAAUGACCAUAAAUCGGAUUUGAAAGAGCAGCUAGAGGAAAACAAUCGGUCAACGACGCCACCACUACCUCCGAAGCUGUUGGAAAAACGUAACAUUAGCCGGGAG
Drosophila arizonae is the source of this 2579-nucleotide messenger RNA. It is a transcript of the gene Nab2, whose product is annotated as Nuclear polyadenosine RNA-binding 2. Gene Ontology annotation, molecular function: poly(A) binding; metal ion binding. Gene Ontology annotation, biological process: regulation of mRNA stability. The record is from RefSeq and is a predicted model, not a curated record. Gene Ontology annotation, cellular component: nucleus; cytoplasm. Lineage: Eukaryota; Metazoa; Arthropoda; Insecta; Diptera; Drosophilidae.